Molecule: messenger RNA, 1649 nt
Organism: Rosa rugosa (rugosa rose)
Lineage: Eukaryota; Viridiplantae; Streptophyta; Magnoliopsida; Rosales; Rosaceae
Product: INCREASED PETAL GROWTH ANISOTROPY 1-like protein 1
Exons: 4
Coding region: 230-1552 (440 amino acids)
Biological process (GO): chloroplast organization
Cellular component (GO): chloroplast outer membrane
Source: RefSeq, a predicted model, not a curated record
AGGACAGAUGAAGAAGACCUCAAAAGUUAUAAGCAAUCUUGUCUAAACUAAGUACUCCGGAAGCUCAAACUGCCAUUAACAACAGAAAGAGGGGCAAAUUUACAAAAGCAUCUCACACACCAACCUUCAAAAGCAAGACCAUCACAUAAAAGAGGAACAAGAUCCAAAAGAAACUCUAUGUCACACUCCUAUCUCCUUGUGUCAUCGUCCUUCUUACACCGAAGGCAGGAUGCCACAAGAAGAUGAAAACUCAGAGAUCAUGAUCACCUUCCUCAGAAAAGAACUCGAAGCUUCUCUCGAAAAGAAUGCUUCACUGGAGAAAGAAAACCACGAGCUGAGACGAGAAGUUUCUCGCCUCAGAGAUCAGAUAACUUCCCUUAAAGCAUACAACCAUGAGAGGAAAACUGUUCUCUGGAAGAAGUUCCAGAACUCGAUGGAUACACCAGAGCAAAGUCCAGCUGCAAAAGAGAAAAUGAGUCCGAAAUUAGACUUCACAGAGGAAAAGCCGGCAACGACAUUGACAAAUGCACCACCGCCCAAACCACCUCCAACUCCUCCUGCUUCAUUCAAGGAGGUAAAGGGAAAUAAAGGGCCGUCAGCACCAGCACCUCCACCUCCACCACCGCCCUCAAAAUCACUAGUCGGUUCAAAAGGAGUGCGCCGUGUGCCAGAAGUAAUUGAGCUCUACCGAUCACUUACAAGGAAAGAUCCACACAUGGAGAACAAAGCCAACCCUGCAGGAGUUCAUGUUUUUGCACUCACCAAGAACAUGAUUGGAGAAAUCGAAAAUCGUUCAUCUUAUGUUUUAGCUAUAAAGUCAGAGGUCGAAACACAAGCAGAGUUCAUAAAUUUCUUGAUCGGUGAGGUGGAGUCAGCAACCUUUAAGAACAUUGCUGAUGUAGAAGCAUUUGUGAAUUGGCUGGAUCGGCAGCUGUCCUCCUUGGUUGAUGAAAGAGCAGUCUUGAAGCAUUUUCCGCAGUGGCCAGAACGAAAAGCCGACACUCUGCGAGAAGCUGCUUGCAACUACAGAGACCUCAGAAACCUCAAAUCCGAAGUCUCAUCAUUCGAAGACAGCAUGAAGGAGCCAUUGAUCUUGGCUCUAAGAAGAAUAGAAGCAUUACAAGAUAGGCAAGCAUGCAUGUUUAUGUCCAAAAGCUUAAAUUUUACUGUUCCAUUCAUUGUAGGGAACGAAAUAUUAAGGUUCAAUUUUGACAGAUUGGAGAGAAGUCUUAGCAGCACAGAGAGGACAAGGGACAUUACCAGCAAGAAAUACAGGGAUUUUCAGAUCCCAUGGGAAUGGAUGUUAGACACAGGUCUGAUCGGACAGUUGAAAGUAAGUUCUCUAAGGCUGGCCAAAGAGUUCAUGAAAAGGAUUAUCAAAGAAGUGCAGUCUAGUGAAUGCUCAAGAGUAGAAAACCUCUUGCUCCAAGGAGUCCGAUUUGCUUUCCGAGUACACCAGUUUGCAGGCGGAUUUGAUUCAGAGACUAUAAUCUCCUUCGAGGAGCUAAAGAAGAUAGGCACGGACAUUAAGAGACAAACCAACAAACAGUAGCACAUAAUGUAUUUGUGAAAUGGCCCUGGCCAAAAUACCAUAAAAUGUGACUGAAAGUAUUAAAUGAGUCGGGAAUUCUAGACUAUAAUUCGAAUAU